Molecule: messenger RNA, 198 nt
Organism: Pelobates cultripes (western spadefoot toad)
Lineage: Eukaryota; Metazoa; Chordata; Amphibia; Anura; Pelobatidae
Source: the annotation of a GenBank genome assembly
ACAAUGGGCAGAAGACUGCCUACCUCACAGAGGCCCAACAACUCCCAACACACAGAAGAAGAGUACUCUGAAUCAGAUGAGCUUACCCUCACUUAUGAUCCCAUGGCCCCUCUCACCAUAGGAAUCCUACGAGGUAUGCUGCACAAGGCCACGGCCGAUAUCAAAUCACACGUGGUGGUCGAAAUCAAUAAGCAACUG